AUGUCAUGGUGGCUCCCGCUCCUCUUCGUCGCCGCCGCCUUCGUGACCACAACAUCAAACAUGACAGCAGCAGCAGCUUUUGUCACGUCCGCCCCGUUGUCCCAGGUCACACCAUCCCGACCUACGUCGUCCAUAGCAUCAGCCUCGUUGCUCAUUAUUUCAACUUCCACAACGAUCACAGCAACCUCUACACAUUCUCCUCUUCGCCCUACCACAACCACCACCACACCAACUACUACAGCAACUACCGGCGAAACCCCGCCUACCGUCGUCGUCUUGGCUCUCGUUCCUGCAUCCACCGUAGCCAGAGUCGAGAGCUCGCCCCCUCUAUGCGACCCCGUGUCUUGUCGAGUGCUGCUCACCAUGGGCGGGUGCGUCGUGUUGGCAGUGGCGACGUUGGUGGGCUGGCAGGUCUACCAACGGUAUGCCUUUCGCCGGGAACGAGAGCAGUUUCAGCUAAGGGAGUCCGAGCUCAGGUCUGCCGUCGAAGAGAGCAUUUCUUCCAGCCGUAGCCUUCGCAGCAUCAUGACGAGCUCUACAAGCGUUCAAGUGUAG
This is a messenger RNA of Aphanomyces astaci, 555 nucleotides long. RefSeq lists its product as hypothetical. The transcript has a single exon. Lineage: Eukaryota; Oomycota; Saprolegniomycetes; Saprolegniales; Verrucalvaceae. The record is from RefSeq and is a predicted model, not a curated record. Bases 1 to 555 code for a protein of 184 amino acids.